CCUUCCCCCGCCUCCAGGUAACCCGGAAGUUGUACUUGCGAGGCUGCUUUCCUUCUCCCACAAUCCCUCGCGGUCUUCCUUUCCAACCCCGGCCCUGCAGGAUGGCUCCCGCAAAGAAGGGCGGCGAGAAGAAGAAGGGCCGGUCCGCCAUCAACGAGGUGGUGACAAGAGAAUACACCAUCAACAUUCACAAGCGCAUCCAUGGAGUGGGUUUCAAGAAGCGUGCCCCUAGGGCACUCAAAGAAAUCCGGAAGUUUGCCAUGAAGGAGAUGGGAACCCCGGAUGUGCGCAUCGACACCAGGCUCAACAAAGCCGUCUGGGCCAAAGGGAUCAGGAAUGUCCCAUACCGGAUCCGUGUGCGGUUGUCCAGAAAACGUAAUGAAGAUGAAGACUCGCCAAACAAGCUCUAUACUUUGGUUACCUACGUGCCCGUCACCACUUUCAAAAAUCUACAGACAGUCAAUGUGGAUGAGAAUUAAUUGCUGAUGGUCGAAUAAAGUCAUUGAACUGCC
Capra hircus (goat) is the source of this 512-nucleotide messenger RNA. RefSeq names its product ribosomal protein L31 (gene RPL31). Gene Ontology annotation, biological process: cytoplasmic translation. Gene Ontology annotation, molecular function: structural constituent of ribosome. The transcript is spliced from 5 exons. The record is from RefSeq and is a predicted model, not a curated record. Lineage: Eukaryota; Metazoa; Chordata; Mammalia; Artiodactyla; Bovidae. Gene Ontology annotation, cellular component: cytosolic large ribosomal subunit; ribosome. The coding region runs from base 102 to 479 and encodes 125 amino acids.